CUAUUUCAAAAAAGAAAAAAAGCGCCGCGUGCUGUGUUGAUAACUUUUUUUUUUGCGGGAGGACAAGCAUUUUUAAAGCAAAUAUCUAUAGAAAUUCUAUUCUGAAUUCUUGCCAAAAAUGUUUUCCAGGCAUAAGAAAGGCGAAAUGGAGAUCGAUAUAAUGUUAGACGAGCCGCUGACUAAUGAUUCGUGCACAAAAGUGGUGAUCGAACUCGUGAAAUAUAUUCUAUAUCAAAAGCAACAAAUACCAUUCGCGUAUGAAGCGUUAGCGAGAUUUCAGACGAGCGUGAAGGCGACAGAUAGAAACGCGGUCUCCUUUAAAACCUUGUCAAGUAUGCUGAAGGAUGUUUCAGAUCAAUUAUUCUCGCAAUUCUUUCUCAAGGGUUGCGAUGUAAAAGAAGUCGCUAUACUACUCGGACCUACGAUACUAUCACCAAAGCUCUGUAUUGCGAUAGAGUUUCCCUCAUAUAUUCUCAACAGCAAGCAGCAUAAGGAAUAUCAGCACUCUUCAAGAAAACCACUCUUAAAACUCAUGAGGUCUCUGUUGGAGUGUGAUGAGUUUCAAGAAGCCAUGAAUAUACCUUUAAGCAUGACAAACAUGUUCAUCAUGUUAAAGAAAAAUGAUGGCAAUUCAGCAUCGGAUUUUUUCUUGCCUAAACCACAAUAUAUCCUGCCAACGCAGCAAAGCACAAGUUGCUUCAGAAUCAAGCUGGGCCAGAGUGAUCAAGUGAAUAUAGAGUGUAAUUGUGAAUCUCUUGUUGCAGUAUAUCAUGACUCAUUCAAGAUACAGCUGGAAGACGAAGACAAUGUGCAAUAUAGACAAUACAAUAGUUCUAAUCAAUCUUUAUAUCAAUGGUAUCAGUCGAAACAAAUUAUAAAGGGAUUUAAAUUCCAUACAUGACCAUAACUUUAUGAAUAAUAAUUAUAGCAGAAUUUCAAAUUUUUUUAGAGCAUGUUAGGUAAUUUUUCAUUUUAGGAUAUUAUAUAGCUGUUUGUAUCAUAAAUGAUUUGAUUGAAAGUCAACAGUAUUAAACAUAUUUCAAUGAAUUUAUAUAGUUUUGAAUUUUAUAUAGUUAAAAUUUUUUAUACUAUAUAUGCAAUGACAUUGCAAUGACGUGAAUAUGACUCGACAAUACUUUGAGGUCAUGAUAGAAGAAAUUUCCAUUUGCUAUCAGAAAGAACCAAUAUGAUAUUUUUACUCAUAUCAACAAAACAAGAUAAGUCUUAUUGCAUGUAAAGGUUACGUAAUCAAGAAAUUGGACCACAAAAAAUUAUACAUAAUAAUUAAACAUUUUAUUGAUCAAUAUACAU
Messenger RNA from Camponotus floridanus (Florida carpenter ant), 1311 nucleotides. RefSeq names its product MAD2L1-binding protein. The transcript has 2 exons. Gene Ontology annotation, cellular component: nucleus. NCBI's taxonomy places the organism in Eukaryota, Metazoa, Arthropoda, Insecta, Hymenoptera, Formicidae. The coding region runs from base 119 to 901 and encodes 260 amino acids. The record is from RefSeq and is a predicted model, not a curated record. Gene Ontology annotation, biological process: regulation of exit from mitosis.